Messenger RNA from Lycium barbarum (goji berry), 1074 nucleotides. RefSeq lists its product as uncharacterized. The record is from RefSeq and is a predicted model, not a curated record. NCBI's taxonomy places the organism in Eukaryota, Viridiplantae, Streptophyta, Magnoliopsida, Solanales, Solanaceae. Bases 1 to 1074 code for a protein of 357 amino acids. The transcript has 7 exons.
AUGGGAACAAAAAGAAAUGUUCAAGCUGAUUGUUCAAAUAUGGGAACAAAAAGAAAUGUUCUGGCUGAUUGUUCAAAUAGAAAAAAACAGCUUCCACAGCUAGGAUCCCAAGUGCAACAAGUGCCACUAGAUUCUAUAUCUUCUGCAAUACAAGAACAAGUCCAGCAAAUGUCACAAGAUUCUACCACUCAAGAGGAAAACGAACAAUCUGAGGAAGGAGCUCCUUCCACUGAAAAAAGAAAAAGAGCCAGAACACAAAUGCUCAGUGUACAUGGACGGACUGAGUGUAAACUAAUAGUGCUAAAUAAGUACAACCAACCUGUUGGUCCUACUCCAGCAGUCGUAGCAGUGCUAGGCAGCUUUCUUGGCACAUUGGCAAGGAAGUCGACCUUUUGUCCUGUUAAUGUGUUAGAUUGGAGGAAAUUGAAAACUCAUAAAGAUAUGUGGAGCUAUACCAAGGAAAAAUAUGACAUUCCUGGUACUACAACUAAAUGGGAUUUCAAAGCAAUAUCAAAUGUUUGGAGAAGGUAUGAGACUUGGUCGAAGCAACGAUACUAUUUACCCUAUGCCACUGAUGAACUUCGAAUGGCAAAAAGGCCUGCAAAUAUUCCACAAUCUCAUUUUAAGUAUCUUAUUGAAUACUGGAACUCCUACAAAGCUAAGGAAAAAGAGAAGGAAAGUUCUGAUGCUGUAACAAAUAAGGAUAUCUUUGUGACUACAAGAAAGAGGAAACCUGGGCGAGCUGAAAUGGACAGAAUAGAAACUCAAGAAAGCGAAGAUGGCAGUCAAUCAGUUGAUGCAUUUGCAUCAGUCAUGGGAUCUGAGCAUCCAGGAUGCGUAAGAUUGUAUGGGCGUGGGGUUACCAAAACAGUCUUGAAAGAAAAAGUGGGAAAUUCUGGACCCUCUUUAAAUAUUACUGAUGAAAUGAUGCAACAAAAAAUGGAGGCUGUCUCUUCUGUUGAAAAAUCCAUUGAUUCCUUUCCCUCCAUAUGCUAUACACAGCAGCAGCUAGGAUCAUACGAUACACUUCAGCUUGAGGGCUUUUACCCCUUGCAUUCUGCUCUGCCCAGCUAA